ACUAGGGAGGGGCGAUAGUAACAAAAAAAUCUAUAUUUAUUUUCAAUAAUAGUCGAUACUCCAAUUUUUGCUAUGGCUGACUAUUUUUUUAAAAUUUAUAUUUUUAAACUGAAUUAAUUUUAUAACUAAGUGCCCUCAACUCGAUUUUGUUUUUUCAACAAUUUUUGCGAUUUUUUUUUUACACAAUGAGUUUUUCCAAGCUUUCUCAAUAUUUUUUCAUCAUGAAAUUUAUUCAAACAAGAGUAGAUGUGAGAUCUGUAACAUUGGCGUGUGACUCCUAAUGCUUCUGCGCAAUAGUAACUUGACUAACUGGCACGUGCUCCAGUAGAGACGAUAACAUAAAUGCUGAAUAAUUACAAUCGCACAUUAUUUGCUGUAGAAUAAGCUUUUAAUUUGUUGUUUCACUGAUUUAUGCUUUGUACUGACCAUUUUAUCUAUUUGCAUGAAUUAAAAAAUAAUAUGUCUAUUGUGAUGAAGAGAAAUAUAGAAUUAUUCAUGAAAACUUUCAAUUCAAAAAUAUUGUUCUCCAAAUCAAUGAGUACAGAGACCAAACCAGUUUAUGUCAAACGAAUAUUUUCUGGUAUACAACCCACUGGUUCAAUUCAUUUAGGUAAUUAUUUAGGAGCAGUGAAAGAAUGGGUUAAAUUACAGGAUGAAACAGAAUGUCUCUGGAGUAUAGUAGAUUUACACGCAAUAACUAUGCCACAGGAUGCCGAAACAUUGAGAGGAAACAUAUAUAAAAUGGCGGCAACACUUUUAGCUUGCGGCAUCGACCCACAAAAAAGUAUUAUUUUUCAACAGUCUACUGUAUCAAGACAUACAGAGUUGGCAUGGGUUUUAGGGUGUUCGUUAACAAUGAAAAAACUUGCUCUGUUACCGCAAUUCAAAGAGAAGAGCGAGAAAUUAAAAAAUAUACCUGUAGGUCUAUAUACUUAUCCCAUUCUACAGUCAGCAGAUAUUUUACUUUAUAAAGCAACAGAUGUACCUAUAGGAGAAGAUCAAUUACAACAUCUCCAUUUGGCUCAGCAUUUAGUUAACUAUUUUAAUGGAAGGUUUGGAGAUACAUUUCCUAUGCCUAAUCCUCUAAUAAAUGAAUCGAGUGGCCGUAUUAAAUCUUUAACAGACCCCACGAAAAAAAUGUCUAAGUCAAGUGAUAAAAAAAAAAGUUUCAUCAAAUUGAUUGAUGAGCCAGAAACAAUUAGGAAGUACAUAAAAAAGGCAGUUACUGACUUCACGUCAGAAAUAACUUAUGAACCUAUUGAACGACCCGGUGUAUCAAAUUUAGUAAUGAUUCAUUCACAAAUGCUGGAUAAAUCAACUGAAUUGAUCUGUAAAGAAGCGCAAGGUUUGGAUACCGUACAAUAUAAAUCAUUGGUUGCAGAUGUGAUUAUUGAAAAAUUGACGCCCAUGCGUGAAGAAUACAUGCGAUUGAUGAAUGAACCUGAUUAUGUCAAUUCGGUUUUAAAGAAUGGAUCAUUAAAAGCAUUACCAUUGGCCGAUCAAUGUUGGCACGAAGUCAGAAAAAAAGUUGGAUUUUCAGAUGGAAUUUUAUCAUAAGUAAUUUAGUUUAUGAAGAAAAAAAAAUUAAAUACAUACAUUUUAUUUAAAUAGUACAACAAAAUGAAUAAAUCUUCUGUUUCAAUAACAAAA
Molecule: messenger RNA, 1650 nt
Organism: Microplitis demolitor
Lineage: Eukaryota; Metazoa; Arthropoda; Insecta; Hymenoptera; Braconidae
Gene: TrpRS-m
Product: tryptophan--tRNA ligase, mitochondrial
Exons: 6
Coding region: 412-1557 (381 amino acids)
Biological process (GO): mitochondrial tryptophanyl-tRNA aminoacylation
Cellular component (GO): mitochondrial matrix; mitochondrion
Molecular function (GO): tryptophan-tRNA ligase activity; ATP binding
Source: RefSeq, a predicted model, not a curated record